Molecule: messenger RNA, 1297 nt
Organism: Nilaparvata lugens (brown planthopper)
Lineage: Eukaryota; Metazoa; Arthropoda; Insecta; Hemiptera; Delphacidae
Exons: 7
Coding region: 102-1118 (338 amino acids)
Source: RefSeq, a predicted model, not a curated record
GCUGUUACAUAUUUCGUGGGACACUCUGUAUUAUGUUCUAAUAAUUUAAAAAAAUGUCUCAGCUUCUACAACAAAACUGUUAUUUUUGAUUUCAGUGAGCGAUGCCAGUGGGAGAUACUCGUCGCAGUUCUUCUUCGGCAAACGACUUCUGGUUGGGGUCUCACACGCUGUGCAAGGAGCUGCAAAACACAAGGGCCAAUCAGAAUGUGCCACCCUUCCGCACCUCCUUCUACGUCGCCAAACUCAGGCUCAAACUGCACCAUGAGAUGACACCUAAGGUGCGAGAAAUCUCUCUGGGAGUAUGCUGCCGUCAUCUUCCAGAGCAGGACGUGACCACCCUGUUGCAGCCGGAGCAGACCCCUCCUGAGCAUUCCUUCGAGGUACUGAGAGUGCGCUCUGUACCAGGCGACUACCAUAUUCCACGAUCCCAAACUGCAUAUUGCUGGGACAGUGACCCUGGUAAUCUUAAUCCUGAUGGUGAUUGGCACCGGCUACGAGUACAUGUUCGAACUGCAAGAUCAGCAAAACAGCAAGAAGAAGGGCAAGCAGGCAGCAGUGGCCGCCACUACACUGACCGCCAGUGUGCACCAGAUGAGUGCUGCCUCAUCAAGCUGGGAUCCGCGCUUGAAGUGGUCAUCAACGACAAGCAGAACCUGAAUAACUCUGGGUCUGAUCUGUCUACUGAUUCUUAUACGCCAGCGAAACGAACGAAAACAGAGGAGCUUCUGCUGUGUUUCUCAUGUCUGUCGAACAGUCGCAAGAUCCUCCACUGUGGAGCCGCGCCCAAGGACUCCCUCACCUGCGUUCAUGGGCUGCGAUUCCUCAGUCUUGCCUGGGUCAUCAUGGUCCAUACCUAUCUACAGGUUUUCGCUAUAGCUGAGAACAAGACGCUGAGGACAUUGACAGAGCGCAACUUUAUGUUCCAAACAGUCAGCAACGCGACUUUCUCAGUGGACACUUUCUUCUUCAUAAGUGGUCUCCUGGUUACGUUCCUCUAUUUCAAAUCGUCGAAUCGGACAUCCUCGUCAGGUGGAGAGAGGGAGAGAGAGCUGCUCGUCCAUCCCCGGAAGGGUUCCUUGCCUUCAAGAUUGGCUUUCUCAAGUUCUGCAAACUUGUAGGGUACAGGUUCCUCAGAUUGACCCCAGCCUACAUGUUUGUAUUAUGCGUGGCUUCCAUAGCGAUGCGCUGGUUGAAAUCGAAUUCAGUGUUCGAGCCAGUCAGUCUGGAUGACUCUAACUGUGACAAGUACUGGUGGAGGAAUGCGCUCUACAUUAACAGUCUCUUCCCCAGGAAAGAC